AACUAUCGGCGGAAAUUACAAGGAGAUCGUUUAUCUCCUCCAGUCAUCUUCACCACUUCUUCCAGCAAAAUAGCUCCUCCAGUCCCCAAAUCACCUUGAAAUCAGAUCAAAAAUCAGCGAAAAUCAGUCAAAAAAACCUCGAAACAAUCACCUCUCUGCAGUAAUUCGUUUUCCUUCAAAAAUUCCCAUUAUUUGUUUAUGUUUAUUUACUGGAAAAGACCUCCAACUCCAAUUCGGUCGUCUUCUUUGGCGAGUUGAGGCCGCGCUCGGCUGCUGCUCUUCUUAAUCUCCUUCUCCGGCGAACUCGGUUGAGAAAUCGAGUGCCCUACUUCACGUUAGGUCCCUUAGAUCCUGUCAUCGUCGCCUUCUGCAAGAGAUACGACGUGACCCUCGGCCAGAUGCAUCCUUCCUUUUGGAGGAUAGUGAUUCUCCUCUGAUUCCUCAUAAGCAAAAUCAAGGGGUGUCUUUUCACCUUCGAUCACCUUAUGCGUCUUUACAGUCCCCGACUCUAUCAAGGGGGGCUGAUCAAGCUUGCUCGCCAAGACAACAAAGCCCCAUUCUCGAGCAUAGAUGAAGCUCGUGACCGAGGUUGGAUGGGCCGAUUUGUUCGAAUAAGGACUUCGGACCCGAUCCCUACUGAAGACAUGUCAUUUCCUGAGAAAUGGAACAUGCAUCUUGUGGCCCAGAUGCCGGAACUCAAGCAAUGGGUUGAGGGCCUGGUAUCGCAGAAACCAUACUCCGAGCGUGCUUGGAUGGAGCUAUCAAAGGGUCGAUGGGAGGCUCGCAAUCACGGUCUCGGUAAGGAUGUUGCAAUGAGGCCCCCAUCUGGCGACAAAGAAGUUCUUCCCCAACCACAUGCUCCGAAGCAGGCCAAGGAUAAAAAGAGAACGGGCUCCGAGUUCCUCGGGCUCGGAACAGAAAAAACCGGCGAGGAGGUCUCGCAAGCCAAAGGGGGACACCGAUGCUAUGACUUCGGACUCAAUUCGCUGAUUAAGGGAUGAGUCCGAAGAAGAAGAGGAAAAUAGUUCUUCACUUGUGGCCCGUGUGCGGGCUAAUGUUUUGAUACAAAAGUCUUCCAAACUGGCGGAGGUUGGUGAGGGAGCUUUGGUCGAAGUUCCUGAACUAGGAAGAGUUGAGGCCACUCCGUCCCAAGCCGAGAUGGUCAAAGGAGAGACCGGGGGUGAGGCUUCUCGGGCAGGGGAAGAUGUUUAGAGGGACGAGCUCGGGGUGGUCAAUAUUUUUGGAUCCCCUCAGAUUUCGGACGCUAUGAUCUGUGAGGCCAACAUGUUGGAAAGUCGAUCUUACGAGGGUAUUCAGGGGGCAACUGAUAUCCAUGCCUUUUUGGAUAGGCUUGAGUUCGCUGCCUCAGAGGAUAUUACCAGGUUUGGUGGAUUAUCGGUAUCGAAGAAAGUGCCAUCAUCGGGCACUAUCGGGUCUUCGUCGAGCCCAAAACUGGUGGAUCGAUUCUCGGCCCCGAGUGUUAACCCCGACCGUAGGCGGAAGAUAAUGCUUUCUAUCCCGGAGGAUGUCCGAAUUCGGGAGGUGCAUGAGGCUGAGGUUCGGGACCUCGUUGAGAAGAAUGACACCUACAAGCUUCUUAGUGAGAAGCUUCAGGCAAAUUUGGUAACGGUUCGGGAUGAGCAUGCCGAGAUGGCUGAGCAGGUAUUUCGAGUGCUUCACGAUAAUGAAGACGAAUUGGAGAUAACUACUAACGACCCGAUUCUGCAGGUCCGACAGAGGCUCGAACAAAUCGGACGGCUCCAAACGCAGGUGGAUGCAAUACAGGCUGAGGCGGAAGAAUUCGAAAAGAACACGGACAUCCUAGCCUCCAAAAAGGAGACCGUCCAAGCUCAAUUGGAGUCGGUCGAGGCCCAGCUCCAAGCUGCAAAAGAGAAGGCCUCGGUGCAAGUCGAGAAGAUCAAGGAACUUCAGUACCGAUUAGAUUUGGUCGUUUCUGAUAAGGCAAGUUUGGCCAAUGAACUCGAAGUGGCCAGAUCCGAGGUGGUCGUAGCUAGAUCUGAGGUGGCCAUAGCCAAUGAAAAAGCUGAUGCUAAAGUUGCCCAGUUUAGGGUUGAUGUCGAAGUUAACCAGGACAAGGCCAAGGGCAUGGUGAAACAUGCGAAAUGGCAGGCUCGAAGGGAAGCCCUCGAGGGGGUUCAGGCCCAGGGUUUCGAUAUCAAGGCUGAGAUUGAAAAUGCUAGAGUAUAGGAAGCCAGAGCCCGAAAGCUAGCCUCCCCUAAGGAAGACUCUGAGAAUUCAAGUGAAUCCAGGACGGAGAAGAUUCCGAGGAUGGAGAUGUGACCUCCGAUGGAGACCAAGCCUCUUAGGACUUUUUGUUUUUUCUUUUGCAUUUUUUCCGAGGCUGUUUUUGGUCGUCGUAAAUUUUUGUAUUAGGCCGAUUUGUUCUUUGUAAAAAACUAUUGUGUAUAAAUAUAAGGCUUUUCUUUCU
Messenger RNA from Nicotiana tabacum (common tobacco), 2449 nucleotides. Lineage: Eukaryota; Viridiplantae; Streptophyta; Magnoliopsida; Solanales; Solanaceae. The record is from RefSeq and is a predicted model, not a curated record.